Molecule: messenger RNA, 964 nt
Organism: Spea bombifrons (plains spadefoot toad)
Lineage: Eukaryota; Metazoa; Chordata; Amphibia; Anura; Pelobatidae
Gene: FKBPL
Product: FKBP prolyl isomerase like
Exons: 1
Coding region: 42-848 (268 amino acids)
Molecular function (GO): protein binding
Source: RefSeq, a predicted model, not a curated record
UAGAGUUGGACUCGGAUUUUCCGGAUCGCUUCCGAGUAGCGAUGGAGGCGCACGAGACCUCCGAACCGCCUCCGGGGAAGAUCCCGUCCUGGAAGAGCCCCGACGGCAGCUUCACCAAGACCAUCUUAGAGCCGGGCUCAGGAGUGGACAAGCCAAAGGAAUGUGCCAAAUGCACGAUAUGCAUUGAAGCCGUAUCGCUGCCUCCUGACCAGUCCUGUUACCCCAAAGGCUGCUGGUUCCAGGUUGAGCUUGGGGAGGGCGAUACGAGUUUGGAGCAUCUGGUGGACCGGUGUCUGGAGACCAUGCUUCCUGGAGAGGUUUGCCAAGUGGACGGCGCUUUGGGCUUUGGCUUGAUCUUGAAGAUGGCGGGUUUUGAGAACGGGAAAGAGACCUGGGAGCUGGGGACCGAGGAGAAGAUCCGGAGGGCGAUGAGGGACCGAGAGAAGGGAGGAAAGGCUUACAGGGAUGGGAACAUCGAGGGGGCAGAGAGGAGGUACUCCAGAGGGCUCAGGCUUCUGGUCUGUACCCCCGGGGAGGCAGAAACGGAGAGGGUAGCGCUCCUCGCCAACAUGGCUGCCUGUGACCUGAAGAUGGGACGGCUCCGGGAAGCUGAGGAGAGAUGCACGCUGGCUCUGGAGAAGGAGCCGGGACACCUCAAAGCGUUCUAUCGGAGGGGGGUGGCCAGGGCCGGGAUGGCGGACUGGAAGGGGGCAAAGGGAGACUUCGAGACGUUGCUGACUUUGGAUCCGGGGAACAAGGAGGCGCGGAGGGAACUGCUGAGGGUGCGGGAGAGGGACAGGCAGGAGCAGGCGCAGAUAAGGAAGGCUUUGGGGAAGAUGUUCCUCUAAGCGGCCGGCCUGUACACGCUGGGUGCCGAGGAUUACUGGAUCAUCCCGGGGCUGACGGCACUUUAUUUAUUGGUGUAAUAAUGUAUAUAGCGAUACGCAAUAAACCUCCACUUCUA